Molecule: messenger RNA, 1056 nt
Organism: Penicillium maclennaniae
Lineage: Eukaryota; Fungi; Ascomycota; Eurotiomycetes; Eurotiales; Aspergillaceae
Product: transcription factor SUA7
Exons: 1
Coding region: 1-1056 (351 amino acids)
Biological process (GO): transcription initiation at RNA polymerase II promoter; transcription preinitiation complex assembly
Cellular component (GO): nucleus; transcription preinitiation complex
Molecular function (GO): TBP-class protein binding; RNA polymerase II general transcription initiation factor activity
Source: RefSeq, a predicted model, not a curated record
AUGGCUGCCAUCCCUGCUGCGGCGAGGUCCGAAGCGACUACCCCUUGGAAGAAAAAUCUCUCUGCGACCAUCAUUUGCUCCGAAUGCAAGGAAGUGCCACCGAACCUGGAGUUCCCCGACUCCCACGAGACAGUUUGCGGCUCCUGUGGUCUGGUCUUAGCUGAUCGCGAGAUCGACAUGCACUCCGAAUGGCGAACCUUCUCCAACGAUGAUCAAAAUAACGACGACCCUUCCCGAGUCGGUGAUGCCUCCAACCCGCUACUGAACGGUGAUCAACUUGAGACCUCGAUCGCCAGUGGUGCUUCCGGCCGUGCUCGGGACCUCUACCGUGCUCAAAACAAGCAGUCCAAUGAGAAGGCGAACAAGCAGCUCCUUGCGGCGUACAAGGAAAUUGGUGCACUUUGUGAUGGUUUCAACAUACAGAUUAACGUGGCUACCACUGCCAAGUGGCUCUACAAGCUCGUAGACGACGCCAAAGCAUUCAAGGGCAAGUCGCAGGAUGUGAUCAUUGCAGGCUGCAUUUUCAUCGCAUGCCGAAAGUGCAAGGUGCCCCGUACAUUCACCGAGAUCUUUGCCAUGACCAAAGUCAGCCGAAAGGAAAUUGGUCGUAUCUACAAGCAGCUGGAGAAGUUCUUCCAAGCACAGAAUCUCGAGCGUCACAACGCGAUCCUCGAGAUGGGUGGUGUAGUCGAUCCCAACGACACCUACACUACGACCACUUCUACCAAGCCGAGCGAGCUAUGCAACCGUUUCUGCAACAUGCUCGACCUUCCUUAUCAAAUCACCAGUGUUUCCUCGUCUCUGUCUGACCAUGUCACCAGCAUGGGUGAUCUCGCUGGCCGUUCUCCCUUGUCCAUCGUGGCAGCCUGCAUAUACAUGGCUUCUCAUCUGAUGGGCCAGGGCAAGUCCGCCAAGGAAAUCUCCGCUGUGGCUCACGUUAGUGACGGCACGAUUCGCGGUGCCUAUAAGCAGCUCUACGCUGAGCGUGAUCGCUUAAUUAACCCUGAGUGGAUCAAGGAUGGCAAAGGCGAUAUCUCCAAGCUGCCUGUGAGCUAA